This is a messenger RNA of Phragmites australis (common reed), 1270 nucleotides long. Its product is annotated as major latex allergen Hev b 5-like. The transcript is spliced from 2 exons. Lineage: Eukaryota; Viridiplantae; Streptophyta; Magnoliopsida; Poales; Poaceae. The coding region runs from base 191 to 874 and encodes 227 amino acids. The record is from RefSeq and is a predicted model, not a curated record.
GAACUGGCAUUAAGACCAUUUUGUCAUUGGAGGGCCUAUAUAUGGCCCCUCUACUUCAACACACUGCUUCACACACACACAGAGUCGCAUACUCAGUCCGAUCGAUCUCACUGGUAAGCUCUGGUUAGCUAGGAGCUUCAGUGCCUUUUCACACAGAUCGGUCCAGCUCGGCAGCCACAACUCAGCACCGAUGGCCACCGUCGAGGUCCAAGUCGCGAGUGCCACGCUGCCCGCCGAGGAGGCUCCGGUGGCGGUGGAGGCGGUCCAGGCGGCCGUCGUUUCCGAGGAGGCCCCGAAGGAGGAAGCCGCUGCUCCGGCUGUGGCCGAGAGCAAAGACGCAGAGCCUGCUCCGGCCGAGACGGAGGCCACCAAAGAGGCCGUGCCGGAGGUCGCUGCAGCACCCGAGACGGAGGCCACCAAAGAGCCGGAGCCGGAGGCUGCCCCGGCCCAGACUGAGACGAAGGAGGCCGAACCAGAGGCAGCUCCGGCUGAGACCGAGACCAAGGAAGCAGAGCCAGAGGCUGCAUCCCCGGCCGAGGCAGAGACCAAGGAAGCAGAGCCAGAGGCUGCAGCCCUGGCUGGGACCGAGACUAAGGAGGCAGAGCCCGCCGCUACCGAGGCCGAGGCCAAAGAGCCGGAGGCCGUGCCGACUGAGGAGACCAAGGAGGAGGCGCCCGUUGCCGCGGCCGCCGCUGUUACAGAACCGGCUCCGGCGCAGGAGGAAGUGCCGGCCGACGCGACUGAGGAGGCCGUAGCCGUCGAGGCUGCACCGGCAGAGGCCGAAGCUCCGGCCGCCGCGACCGAAGAGGCCGUAGCUGUCGAGGCUGCGCCGGCGCCGGCGCCUGCUACCGAGGCCGACAAGGCCAGCGAGUGAGCUGAGUGGGCGUACGUGCGAUCGAUCGAGCUAUCUUAGGGUGUCGUGCUCCCGCCACGGCAUCUUUUUGCUGCUUCGCGUUUGCUUUCGGCGGGAGUCGUCGUUGUUUGGGUUCAUCGGUUCUUGUAGCUACGUGGAGCCCCAGUAGUAAGGGGCGUGUCGAAUAAUGUACGUGUCUGUGUCUGUGGGGUUUCCGGGCCCAGUGUCAGUGCUGAUGUGACGUGGCUUGAUCGCACUUUGGUGGAGCCCGGACCCUGGAGCUCUUUGUCGUUUAAUUAUGUUGGUUUGUGUGUGUUCUUGUACUAGGUAGGGAUGUGUGACGCUCUAGAUCCAGGUUCACUGCUGAAUCUGGACAAAGCCUGGUCAUAUUGAGUAAUUUCAUAUUUUCUUGAAGCA